GGAAGAAAAAAGAGAGUAGGAAGAAAAACAAAAGAAAGAAAGAAAGAGAAGGCAUCGCCGAAGGUAGGAGCGGGGAGAGAGAGAGAGAGAGAGAGAGAGAGCAAAAGAAGAGGUCUUUCUCAAAGCACGGAUCCCAACGGAAUGCAGGAAGGAUGCCCAACAUUACUUGCUGGAACUCAUUCCCUUUGUUUACUAGUUUAAAGGCACUUGCUUUCUUCUUCUUUUUCAAAGAGAGAGAAAAUGCAUAGAUUUAUCCAGUCAAGUGUUUAGAUUUUCUCCCAGUCGAAUCCUGCAGCCACUAAACAACAAAAUAGCAAAACCCAGUUUCAAAAUGGAGGAAACACCAUAGGGUUCUUUCAUUCUUUGUGUAUGAUGAUUAGUUUAUUCGUUACCCAAUGAUUGAGUAAGGGGAAAAAAAAAACUUGAGCCAAGAAUCUGUCUGGAAAAAGGAGAGUCACAGCAAGAAAAUGAAGUCCAUGGGUAAUGAUACUAACACCAAUAGCAAUAACAUUAACAAUAGCAACAACUGGUUAGGGUUCUCUCUGUCUCCUCAAACCCAUCCCUCCUCUAGUUCUGUCACCAAUUCACUCCCAACAAGCUUUUUCCAUUCUUCUGCUCAGUUCAACUACUCUGGUGUUCCUUACGGAGUUGAGAGUGAAAAUGGUGGAUUUUACUCUCCUUUGACUGUUAUGCCCCUCAAAUCUGAUGGUUCACUCUGUAUAAUGGAAGCCCUCACCAGGUCACACCCCCAAGGAAUGGGAACAACUUCAACACCAAAACUGGAGGACUUCUUUGGUGGUGCAACAAUGGGGACCCAUCAUUAUGAAACCAGGGACAGAGAAGCCAUGGCUCUAACCUUGGACAGCAACCACAUGUACUACAACCAGAACCCAGAUCACCAACAGCAGAUCCAACCCCAUAACUACCCAGAUUCCAUCAGAGGGCAUGAGGUGUACCAAGCACCACUAGCAAUGGCAGGUGAUGAAAUUACUGGGAUGAGGAAAUGGGUUUCUAGGAAUUUCACACCUGGUCAAGGAAUGGGCGAAAAUGGGGGAGAAUGUGGCUCCAUGAGCAGUGGCAGUACUUUAGGGUAUGGAGAUUUACAGUCUUUGAGCUUGUCUAUGAGCCCUGGGUCCCAGUCAAGCUGUGUAACUGGUUCACAACAACAGCAGCAGCAGCAGCAGCAGCAGAUCUCACCCAUUGUGACCGAGUGUUUGGGCAUGGAAACAAAGAAGAGGGGUUGCGAAAAGGUGGAGCAGAAGCAGAUUGUUCAUAGGAAAUCUAUUGAUACAUUUGGACAGAGGACUUCACAGUAUAGAGGUGUCACAAGGCAUAGGUGGACUGGAAGAUACGAAGCUCAUCUUUGGGACAACAGUUGCAAGAAAGAGGGCCAAAGCAGGAAAGGAAGACAAGUUUAUCUGGGGGGUUAUGAUAUGGAAGAAAAAGCUGCUAGAGCUUACGAUUUAGCGGCACUCAAGUACUGGGGAGCCUCAACUCAUAUCAAUUUUCCGUUGGAUAACUACCAACAAGAACUCGAAGGAAUGAAAAACAUGACUCGGCAAGAAUAUGUUGCUCACUUAAGAAGAAAAAGCAGUGGCUUCUCAAGGGGGGCUUCUAUAUACAGAGGAGUAACAAGACAUCAUCAACAUGGACGUUGGCAAGCUCGGAUCGGCCGAGUUGCCGGAAACAAAGACCUUUAUUUAGGCACAUUCAGUACCCAAGAAGAAGCAGCCGAGGCCUACGACAUAGCGGCAAUAAAAUUCCGCGGCGUCAACGCGGUCACCAACUUCGACAUUUCAAGGUACGACGUCGACCGCAUCAUGGCAAGCAACACCCUUCUAGCCGGCGAGAAUGCUCGUCGGAUCAAGGAGAUCGAGUCCGCUACACCCGUCCCCAUCCGCAGUUGUGAUCCUUCCGUUGCUCCGAACCAUCCCUUGGGAGAAUCCGCUCCCCAGAGCGAGCACAACAGAAGCGAAUCCGUUUGGAAAAUGACGAGUUACAAGAACUAUUAUCAGGAUUUGAACGACGCGGGAAAGGUGGUGGUGAACCCGGCGUCGAACGCGUCGUCGUUGGUGACUAGUUUGGGGAGCUCAAGAGAAGGUAGUCCUGAUAAACAACAGCAGAGUAAUAGCCUUCCGUUGGUUCUCGCAAUGCCCCCAACGGCGUCCAGUAGUGAUAUGAGUUCUUGGAUCUCCUCAAGUCAGCUGAGGCCUCCCGGGAUUUCCUUGCCCCAUGUGCCGGUGUUUGCUGCGUGGACUGAUGCAUCAUGAGAGAGAGAGAGAGAGAGAGAGAGAGAGAGAGAGAGAUGGUAUAGUAGGUGUAAUUUUCUUAAAUUCCUGAAUUAGUGGCUGGGAUUGGGGGUAAAAUGGGUUAACUAUUUGGGAAAAUGGGUUCCAGAAUUUCCAAACUCAAUCCUUCUAACUUAAUAUUGACGCUUGAAUUGCACGAGGAAA
Molecule: messenger RNA, 2453 nt
Organism: Rhododendron vialii
Lineage: Eukaryota; Viridiplantae; Streptophyta; Magnoliopsida; Ericales; Ericaceae
Product: AP2-like ethylene-responsive transcription factor ANT
Exons: 9
Coding region: 468-2270 (600 amino acids)
Biological process (GO): regulation of DNA-templated transcription
Molecular function (GO): DNA binding; DNA-binding transcription factor activity
Source: RefSeq, a predicted model, not a curated record